AUGGCGGUGGUGCUGGACUCGUACGUGAAGCGGUGCGCGGCGGCGCUGGAGGAGUUCUCGGGGCAGGAGGCCUGCGGCGCGCUCGGCAUCCGGGACAACGUGCGGGGCCUGCUGGGCACGCUGGCGCGCAUCGACGCCGUCGUCUCCCACGAGGAGCGCCGCCGGGUGCUCAGCUCCCGGGUGGACGCCUGGGUGGUGCUGCUCAAGGACGUCAUGUACGAGGUGGACGACGUGCUCGACGUCUGCGCCGCCGAGGGCGCCAAGAUCCUCGCCGACGACCACCCGCCCACGCCCAAGGUGCGCUGCGCCUUCAUGUUCUCCUGCUUCCGCUACUCGGGCCCCCAGAAGUUCCACCACGAGAUCGGCUUCACCAUCCGGGACAUCGACAUCCGGCUCCGGGAGAUCGAGGACGAGAUGCCGCCGCUCCCCGCCGCCGCCGGGCCGUCCCCGCGACGCCCCGGCGGCGCCAGGAGGGAUUGGUUCAGCAGCGAAAUGUCCAGGAGCUGCCACGAAGACGUGGUGAAGCCUCGCGCAGCGGUGGGGACGCAGGUUCACAAGUCCGUCGCCGGCCUCGUGCCGAGGUUGCUCAGGGAGGGCAAGAAGAAGGUGGACGUCUUCGCCGUCGUCGGCGCCGUGGGGAUCGGCAAGACCACGCUUGCCAGGGAGAUAUUCACCGAUGAGAGGAUGACCGAAAACUUCCCCAUCUGCGUGUGGGUCAAGAUGUCGAAGGAUCUGUCCGAGGCAGCUUUCUUGAAGAAGAUCAUCGCCGGCGCCGGUGUAAAUGCUGGGGACACAGAGAACAUGGAGGAGCUCCUCGCCCUCCUCAGCUCUGCUCUUUCAAAGAGGUUUCUCAUCGUCUUGGAUGACCUGGACAGCCCGGGCAUAUGGGAAGAUCUGCUGAAAGAUCCACUGGGAGACGGCGUGGCACGAGGCAGAAUACUGGUCACGACACGGGACGAGGAGGUGGCGGCAGGCUUGAAGGCAGUCGUCCACCGCGUCGACAAAAUGGACGCAGAGAACAGCUGGGCGUUACUGCGCGAGCAGGUCUUCCUGGAAUGCGAUUCAGAGGAGGUCCAAGCGCUGGAGGAUGUCGGGAUGAAGAUUGCGGAGAAAUGCGAGGGCCAUCCUCUGGCAAUCAAGGUCAUCGCAGGUGUCCUGAGGUCGAGAGGCACGAGCAAGGACGAGUGGGAGAUGGUCCUGAAAAGCGACGCUUGGUCGAUGCGGCCGUUGCUUCAGCAGGUGCCACAGGCUCUCUACUUGAGCUAUGUUGAUCUGCCUUCUGAACUGAAGGAGUGCUUCCUCCACUGCUCUCUGUACCCAGAAGACUGCCCCAUUCGUCGCUUUGAUCUCGUGCGGCACUGGAUCGCCGAAGGCCUUGUCAAGCCCAGAGACAACAAGGAACUGGAAGAGUCUGCUGAAGAGUACUAUCUGGAGUUGAUAGGCAGAAACUUGUUACAGCCUGAUCCUGACAAUCUUGACCAGUGCUGGAUGACACAUGAUCUGCUACGCUCUCUGGCCCGCUUUCUGAUAACAGAUGAGAGCAUCUUAAUUGACGGUCAGGAGAGCUCGAGCGUGGGCUCAUUGUCCUCACUGUCAAAGCCUCGACAUCUUGCAUUGUGUAACAUGGAGAACAGCUUGGAGGAUCCGAUUUCAGUGAAGCAGCAGAUGAGCCUAAGGUCACUGUUCCUUUUCAACAGCCCGAAUGUCGGAGUGAUAGACAAUCUUCUUCUCGAGUCAGCCACCUGCCUGCGUGUCUUGGACCUGAGCAACACAGGAAUAGAGGCCCUCCCAAAAUCCGUCGGCACCCUGCGACAUCUGAGGUACCUCAAUCUUGACGGGACUCAGGUCAGCGACCUACCCUCCUCCGUCGGCUAUCUCGUAAAUUUGCAGACCUUGAGCCUUGAAGGCUGUCAAAGAUUACAGAAACUCCCUUGGUCCAUCAGUGAAUUGCAAGAGCUUAGAAGCCUUUGCCUCGAGGGAACUUCCCUACGCUAUGUACCAAAAGGUGUGGGUGAGCUGAAGCAUCUUAACCAUCUAUCUGGUCUGAUCAUUGGUCAGGACAACAAUGAUCCUGAGGGCUGUGACUUGAUUCACCUUCGAGCCAUGUCUGAAUUGAGGUACCUUCAGAUAGAGAGACUUGAUAGGGCUACUUCUGGAGCUUCUGCACUUGCAAACAAGCCAUUCCUGAAGGUUCUACACCUGUCUGAGCAAGCAGCAUUAAUUGAGGAAGAAGAGAAUGGGGAAGAACAGGAGAACCAAGAGGGCGCAGAGAAAGAAGAGAAGGACGAACAUGAAGUAAAAAAUGCUCAGUGGAUUAGAGAGGAUUCAGCUAAAGUGAGUGAAAAGAUAUGGAAUGAGCUCACGCCACCCAAUAGCGUUGAGAAGCUGGUAAUCAAGAACUACCAAGGUCGAAAGUUUCCAAACUGGCUGGCGGGUCCCAAGCUAAGCACCUCCUUCCCUGCCCUUGCCUUCCUUGAUCUUGACAACUGCAUGUCAUGCACCACUCUGCCUGCUCUUGGCCGCCUGAAACAGCUCAAGUCCCUGGAAAUCUCAAAUGCAGACUCCAUUGUCGCCAUCGGUUCUGAGUUCCUCGGCACCACUGUGAUGUCACGAGCCAUCUCAUUCCCCAAGCUUGAGGUUUUGAAGCUAAGAAACAUGAAGAAUCUGGAAGACUGGUCCUUAAGUGUGGAAGAGAGCCAGACAUUGCUGCCUUGUCUCAAGUCACUGCACAUACAGUUCUGCCCUAAACUCAAAGCUCUGCCAGAAGGUCUAAAGAACGCUGCUCUGUGCGACCUUCGUGUCGAGGGUGCACAUUGCCUUACAGAGAUAAAGGACCUGCCAAAACUAUCUGAUGAACUCUAUCUGAAAGACAACAGGGCGCUUCUGAGGAUCUCCAACCUACCCUCACUCAAGUCACUCACCAUCGACGACUGCGCGAAGCUGAAGCACGUCUCGGGCCUCGACACGCUGCAGCAUCUCAGGCUUGAGUUCCCCCCAUCCACGGAGACAUACUAUUUCGAGGAGUUGGUCACCUUCUGGAACAUCGCAUUCCCACGGUGGCUGGAGCUGCUGAUCCGUUUGCAGGCCAAUGGCCUGCGUCGGUUCGAGCUGCAGUGUGCACUCCCUUUACUCAGGAGCUGCCUGGAGGGUGGGAAGAACUGGCACGUUGUGCAGCAGAUCCCUGAGGUGCGCAUCACAAGCACCGAUGGCAAGAAGUACAUAAGGUACAACAAGGCCCGCCGCAUCUACGAGACGAAUGCUCAGUGUGAAGAGAAGUCUAGCAGCUGUUUGGUAGACAUGUUUGGUCCGACCGUCCCUACUGCUCCAGGAGAUGUCGUGGUUUACAUCAGGGAGUCGUCGUGUUGUUACUAG
Messenger RNA from Triticum turgidum subsp. durum (durum wheat), 3372 nucleotides. The record is from the annotation of a GenBank genome assembly. NCBI's taxonomy places the organism in Eukaryota, Viridiplantae, Streptophyta, Magnoliopsida, Poales, Poaceae.